Molecule: messenger RNA, 4246 nt
Organism: Ostrinia nubilalis (European corn borer)
Lineage: Eukaryota; Metazoa; Arthropoda; Insecta; Lepidoptera; Crambidae
Exons: 8
Coding region: 236-3553 (1105 amino acids)
Molecular function (GO): serine hydrolase activity
Source: RefSeq, a predicted model, not a curated record
UAAUACACAAGAUUGCCCCUUCUCUUUCUUGUAAGCGAGUUGUUGAACGAGUGUGAAUGCUAUAGCAAGGUAGCUGGAGCAGAUGCGUAUGCGCGGAUUUAAGGUGACGUGAGACGUGCGUGAUACGUUUACAAGUGAAGGAACGGUGUUUUGGUGAAAUUGUGAAGAGAAAUUGUGAUGAAAAUGUGAAUUUAAAAGUAGCAGAUUUCAGAGAACAUGUCAUAAGUCACACACGAUGACGCGCGUGAAGUGGUUGGUACUGCUGUCGCUGUACGCGGCCCGCUUCGCGCAGCAUCCGACGGCGCCGGUGCGCGUGAGCAACGGCUGGCUGCGCGGCGUCGUGCCCAACGAGGGCACGCAUGCGCAGUACCUGGCCAUUCCUUACGCUACCGUGCAGAACAGAUUCCAGGCACCAGGACCCGAACCUACCUGGGAAGGCAUCAGAGACUUCAGCGAUGAGCAUAUCCGCUGCACACAAAGGUUCACAAGCUCCGCGAUAGCAGGCCAAGAAGACUGCCUCACUCUCAACGUUUACACACCAGUCCUCCCGUCCCCAGACCUUCGUCCGGUCAUGGUCUUCAUCCAUGGAGGCGGUUUUCGAGAUGGCUCCGGCUCCCCUUUCCUCUAUGGCCCUCAAUAUUUCAUCAGACAUGACGUCAUUCUAGUCACAUUUAACUACAGACUUGAAGUCCUUGGGUUUCUCUGUCUCGGUAUCAAAGAAGCGCCUGGCAACGCUGGCUUGAAAGAUCAGGUUGCAGCGUUACGAUGGAUCAAGAAAAACAUCAAAGCUUUUGGAGGCGAUCCUGAUAAUAUAACUAUAUUCGGAGAAAGUGCCGGCUCAGCGUCAGUCAUGUACCAUCUUAUAUCGCACAUGUCACGAGGACUGUACCAUAAAGCUAUCAUGCAGAGUGGUUCAGCCAUGUCCCCUUGGAGUUUUCAAUUUGAGCCUCUUAAAACAGCUAGUUCAUUAGCUUAUCAACUGGGCCUUGAAACUGAGGACCCUCACGAAAUAUAUAAAUUAUUCAUGAGUUUCACUCCACAAGAGUUAAUAAAAGCCCGUGUACCGAGAAAAGAAGGUGACAUAGUCUUGUCCGAGAACAUAUUCGUACCUUGUGUGGAAGAUAAGUUGCCAGGCGAAGAGCAGUUUCUAUCAGAUACACCGUACAACAUAAUGUCAAAAGGUCUCUAUAACAAGGUUCCAAUUAUCAUUGGAUAUAAUAGUGCGGAAGGAUACAUGUUUAUUGGAAAGGAAAACGACACGACGUUGUCGAAAUUAAACUUUGUGGGCGGAAUGCCUAGAGACCUUGAAUUCCCGACUAAAGAAGAGAAAUUGAAGACCGCCCAGAACUUGAAAGAACUGUAUAUGGGGGAUGAAGAAAUAACAAAAGACACUCUGGACAAGAUUGCACACUUUGUUGGAGACGCAAGUAUAUCAUUUCCGGUGGUUUUUGCAACAGAUUUGUUUGUAAGAACUUCUGAUAAACCGGUGUUUUCGUACAAGCUGUGUUACGAUGGGUGGAUGAAUUUUGCUAAACGGUACUUCGGGUUUGAAUCCUGGCCAGGGGCGACCCACGCCGAUGAGUUGUUCUACAUGUUCAAGAUAAAAGUGCCGGUGCUUCUCCACGAAUACAUAGAGUGGGAUAUUAUACAAAAUAUUACAACUAUGUGGACCAAUUUUGCUAAAUUCGGUGUCCCGACGCGGCAGUCUAUGCCUCCACUUCCAAAAUGGCGAGCCACAGACAAGGCAGACCCUCAUGUUUUGGUCAUAGACAAGGAGUUUUCCAUGGCGCCUCUAUGGGAAAGCGGAAUUCUGCGCUUCUGGAAUAGUACUUAUACCAAUUAUAGGAGAAAAAAAAAAGAACCAGAUAUGAAAUGGAUGGUGCUGGUGACCUUCAUUGCGGUGAAUGUGGUCCAGCUGCCGUCUCCACUGGUGAGGACCAAGGAUGGGCUGGUGCGGGGCAGGGUCGUGGGCGCUGGAAGAUUCCACCUCUUCCUCGGUAUACCGUACGGGACUGUGGACAAGAGGAACCGGUUUCAGGCCCCAUUGCCUCCUCCGAAAUGGGAAGGGAUCCUCGAUGCCAUCAACGAGAACACUUGGUGCACUCAGCGGGUAGGCAAGUCCUCCAUCACCGUAGGCAAGCCCGACUGCCUCAAACUCAACAUCAACGCUCCCGCCAACGCCAAGCCUGGAGACAGGCUCCCAGUCAUGGUCUUCAUCCACGGAGGAUGCUUCUUCGAAGGCAUGGGCACCCCUUUCGUUUACGGAGGUGACUUCUUCACCGAACAUGGCGUUAUAUACGUCGGCAUCAACUACCGAUUGAGCGUUGAAGGCUUUCUAUGUCUAGGCAUCAAAGAAGCCCCAGGAAACGCUGGCCUAAAAGACCAAGUGGCCGCCUUGAGAUGGAUCAAAGAAAACAUACGCGAAUUUGGAGGAGAUCCUGAUAACGUCACCUUAUUCGGAGAGAGCGCGGGCGCUGUUUCAAUUUCUUUUCUUCUUCUUUCCACGUCAGCAAGAGGUCUUUUCAGCAAAGUCAUCUUACAAAGCGGGUCUGCGCUCUCUCCUUGGGGACUGCAACACGAUCCGAUCAAAACUGCCAGCAAUAUAGCCAGAGAAUUUGGUCAGAAUUCAACUGACCCUCAGGAAAUCUAUGAGACCCUAUCUAAAAGAAGUCCCGAUGAGCUGAUUAACGCAAUAAAGUAUUCGGAACGCAAGAACUGGAUAACAGCUGAGACGUUGUUCGUGCCUUGUAUAGAAGAACCUUUGCCUGGUGUAGAGCCGAUUAUAACUGAGUUUCCUACUACGUUGAUAAAGACAGGGAACUACACGAAAGUGCCGAUGAUAAUCGGCUUCAACGAUAAUGAGGGUAUAUUUUUCGUGGGCAAGGAUUACGGGACAUCGUUGAAGAAGGUCGACACUGCGGAGACUCUUCAGCCCGACCUGGUGUUCCCAAGUGCUGAAGCGAAGAAUUCGACAGUGGAAAGAAUAGAGAAGCAUUACUUCUCGUCUGGGAAGGAUGAGUUGAUAAUGGAUAUGGUGGAUCUGUACUCGGACGUGCACUUCAAGUACCCGUCGGUGCUGGUGUCGGAACUGUACUCUAAGACCAGCGAUCAGCCGGUGUUCUACUACUUGUUCAAGUACAGCGGGCUGAUAAACGUGGGGAAGACGUUGGUGUAUUUUAUAGGAGCAGAAGGAGCAUCUCACGCCGAUGAGUUGCUCUACAUGUUCCGGCCGCACGCACUGCCGAUGGUCGCCGCCCAAACCUUCGAGGGCCUGAUGAUGGAGCGCCUCACCACUCUAUGGACCAAUUUCGCCAAAUACAGUAACCCCACGCCACGGACAUCCCGGCUGCUCCCGAUAAAGUGGCGCCCCAGCCGGGAGUCGAUCCCGCGCGCCUUGGUCAUCGACCACGAGUUCUCCACCGCUCCUAUGUGGCACGAACAAACCAUGCGGCUGUGGAACGACAUAUACAGUCAGUUUAGGAGGAAAGAAUAUGGUUUUCAGCAGUAUAGAAGGAAUAGUACAAAAAAUUGCUGUGGUAGAAGGCGUUCUUGAUAGUUCAAUAAAUAACAUGAAAAUCUCUUAGUUACUUGUACUUUUCAUGUGAUGCGCAUUUCGGCACGCAUGCGGAUCAGGGCCCAAAAAUUUUCAACUGCAACGCGACUGGACGACGAACGAAAAUCAGCUGUUUUGACAAAUCCGUAUCGCGGUGUCGUUUUGAGAGCUCCUUCAAAUGAAGCUGUAACGUAAUCGGAGUGCAAUUGAACCUUUGAGUAGAAGCUGAAAGGAAAAGGGCACAAAAUUAAUGGAUGAUGUUGAAAUAUUAAAAAACACCUCUUCAUACUAAAUAAAUACAGUGAUUUGGUACGGGAAUUGUUUUUUGGGAUUUCGGUGUUAAUCCCGUAAGAAAAGUAGUUGUAUUGAAGUAAAUAAGCUCUUUUGGGGCACUAUACAAUUUUUCAAAUGAAUUGAAAGUACCUUACUAUCCUUUAUUGUAAAAAAAACUUUUAUUGUAAAAACAUGUAGGAAAAAAUAUAAUGAACAUGCCAUAGCAUAGUUAAUUGUAAAAAAGAAGAUAAUUUCGUUUUCGUUAUUUAAACCAAAAACUUUAUGUAUGGUGAUGAAGCUCUAGUCCAAUUUAAAUUAUUAUUUUAGGUAGUUAAUAUGCUUUUGUAGAAGCAUUGUCUUUGUACAAUUACACUUUAUACUUUGGGAAUGAAUUAAAAGGAAUAAAAAAUAUUUGAAAUA